CUGCAGGCUGGAGGUGUUGUCGCCGGAUGCUGUUGGCGAAUAACCGGUACAAAUCUUAGUCUGUAUCGCUUUGGAAUAUAAUACGUCCAAUUUAGAACCAACUUCACCGCGCUCUCGAUUAUAUCAUAACCGGACACUUUUAUUUUGCUUCGAGCUUUUCUCUCUAGAGUCGUAUCUCAGUUCACAGGACUGUCAAACUCAGCUAGCCUCUCCCCGUUAGACGAGCUAGCUGGUUAACUUUAAUUCCAAAUGGCAUCGGUUGAGGAAAUGUCUAAUGCUGUGCCAGACGCAGUAGAGGACGUGAAGACAAACUAUGAGAAUGUGGAAGAAGAGCUUGAUAUGGAGCUGGAGGAGCCUCUGAGCGGCGGAUAUGUGUUUUACAGGGACAGGAAAGAGUGGGCAGAUCUGGAGCCUGUUCCUCAGGACGAUGGACCUAACCCUGUGGUAAAAAUAGCAUAUUCAGACAGAUUCACAGACGUUUACGAUUACUUCAGAGCCUUGCUGAAAAACGAUGAGAAGAGCGAGAGAGCUUUCGCCCUUACUGCCGAUGCCAUCGACCUUAACGCUGCAAAUUAUACAGUAUGGCACUACAGGAGAGUACUACUAAAGGCUUUGGAGAAAGAUCUGAGAAAGGAGAUGCAAUACAUCACUGCAAUAAUAGAAGACCAACCCAAGAACUAUCAAGUCUGGCAUCACAGGCGCAUGGUGGUUGAGUGGCUUAAUGAUCCAUCUGAAGAGCUGCAGUUCACAUCUGAGAUCCUCAUCCAGGAUGGCAAGAACUAUCAUGCAUGGCAGCACAGACAAUGGGUCAUUCAGGAAUAUAAACUGUGGGAUGGGGAGCUGGCAUACGUAGAGGAGCUGCUGGAGGAAGAUGUGAGGAAUAACUCUGCGUGGAACCAGCGUCAUUUUGUCAUCAGUCACACUACCACUUACUCUCCUGCCGAUGUGCUAGAGCGAGAAGUGCAGUACACCAUAAAACAAAUCAAGAGAGCACCACAUAACGAAAGCGCGUGGAACUAUCUGAAAGGGAUCCUGCAGGCUACAGGACUCUCAGCGCACCCUGGGGUGCUGCAGCAAGUACAGGAAAUUCAGGAGACGUGCUGCUCACCACACCUGCUUGGCUUCCUAGUGGAUUUCUAUGAGGAUGUACUUGAAACCAACAACAGUAACAACGAUACAGACACACUCAACAAGGCCUUGGAGAUCUGUGAGCUGCUUGCCCAGGAGAAGGAUACUAUCCGGCGAGAAUACUGGCGCUACGUGGCUCGCUCACUUCAGAGCAAGUACGGUUCAGAAGACAUCCACAAGGAGCAAGAGAUCCCCAGCAAUAACUUAUAGAAAUAAAGAUAGAUAAUGAACCAGAGAUCUGUAUAAAUGGCUAAAGGGAGUAAGACUCUUACUUAAACACAUACAAGAGUCACGCUGAACGGUGUGUUUUUGUAUUUUGGUUUUACCAUAUUGGUAAAGCCCAUUAUAAAUUUGCUGCAAGCCAAGUAAAGGAAGUAUAUAAAGCCUUUGUGUAGUUAUGCAAUGAGAAUUGAAGGCUGCAGUGAAUCAGUCUUAGUCUAAUAGCAAGGUGACAAGAAGUUUGGAAUUCCGACUCUGAAAAGAGAAAAAAGAAUAUUAUACGCCCAAUGCGCAAACAUGUACAAACCACUGUUGCCAAAAGUUUCCCUAGCAAACUCUGUAAAGUUCCUGUGUGUAUGGUUGUUUUUGUAUGCUUACAAUUAAAAGGCUUAACACAA
Molecule: messenger RNA, 1745 nt
Organism: Clarias gariepinus (North African catfish)
Lineage: Eukaryota; Metazoa; Chordata; Actinopteri; Siluriformes; Clariidae
Gene: fnta
Product: farnesyltransferase, CAAX box, alpha
Biological process (GO): protein geranylgeranylation; protein farnesylation
Cellular component (GO): protein farnesyltransferase complex; cytoplasm; CAAX-protein geranylgeranyltransferase complex
Molecular function (GO): CAAX-protein geranylgeranyltransferase activity; protein farnesyltransferase activity
Source: RefSeq, a predicted model, not a curated record